GUGCGGCUGCUCCGGCGGGGCGCGGGACAGGGCUCUCCUCCCAGCGCUGGGUCCUGGCAGACGCCCCAAGAUUGUUGUGAGGAGUCUAGCCAGUUGGUGAGCGCUGUAAUCUGAACCAGCUGUGUCCAGACUGAGGCCCCAUUUGCAUUGUUUAACAUACUUAGAAAAUGAAGUGUUCAUUUUUAAAAUUCCUCCUCCAAUUGGUUUAAUGCUGAAUUACUGAAAAGGGCUAAGCAAAACCAGGUGCUUUCUCUGUGGGCUCUCCAGUGGCUCGGAGCACCCAGGCUCUCCCCUCGUCCUCCCCACGACUGGCUCGUCCCCCUGGAAUAAACACACCGGCCAGCCCCACGCUCGCUCGCUCGGGCCCAGAGGGAGCUGAAGUUCAGGGCCGGCUCCGAGGUCCGGCGCUGCCAGCUUUCUAGUUUCCCCUUUGCCGCUCCCGCAUCUUGGACAUGCCAGGAUUAAAAAGGAUACUCACCGUUACCAUUCUGGCUCUCUGUCUUCCGAGUCCCGGGAAUGCACAGCAACAAUGCACUAACGGUUUCGAUCUGGACCGCUCGUCAGGACAGUGUUUAGACAUUGAUGAAUGCCGGACCAUCCCUGAGGCCUGCCGAGGAGACAUGAUGUGUGUUAACCAAAAUGGCGGGUAUUUAUGCAUCCCCCGAACAAACCCAGUGUACCGAGGGCCCUACUCGAACCCCUACUCGAACCCCUACUCAGGUCCGUACCCAGCAGCGGCCCCACCGCUAUCAGCUCCAAACUACCCCACGAUUUCGAGGCCUCUCAUAUGCCGCUUUGGAUACCAGAUGGAUGAAAGCAACCAGUGUGUGGAUGUGGACGAGUGUGCAACGGAUUCUCACCAGUGCAAUCCUACUCAGAUUUGCAUCAACACCGAAGGAGGGUAUACCUGCUCCUGCACCGAUGGCUAUUGGCUUCUGGAAGGCCAGUGCUUAGACAUUGAUGAAUGUCGCUAUGGCUACUGCCAGCAACUGUGUGCGAACGUUCCUGGAUCCUAUUCCUGCACCUGCAACCCCGGUUUUACCCUCAAUGAGGAUGGAAGGUCUUGCCAAGAUGUGAACGAAUGUGCAACUGAGAACCCAUGCGUGCAAACUUGUGUCAACACCUAUGGCUCUUUCAUCUGCCGCUGUGACCCAGGAUAUGAACUUGAGGAUGACGGUGUUCAUUGCAGUGACAUGGACGAAUGCAGCUUCUCUGAGUUCCUCUGCCAGCAUGAGUGUGUGAAUCAGCCCGGCACGUACUUCUGCUCCUGUCCCCCUGGUUACAUUCUGUUGGAUGACAACCGGAGUUGCCAGGAUAUCAACGAGUGUGAGCACAGAAACCACACGUGUAACCUUCAGCAGACUUGCUACAAUCUGCAAGGGGGCUUCAAGUGCAUUGACCCCAUCCGCUGUGAGGAGCCUUAUCUUCGGAUCAGCGAUAACCGCUGUAUGUGUCCUGCUGAGAAUCCUGGCUGCAGAGACCAGCCCUUUACCAUCUUGUACCGGGAUAUGGAUGUGGUAUCGGGACGCUCCGUUCCUGCUGACAUCUUCCAAAUGCAAGCAACGACCCGCUACCCUGGGGCUUAUUACAUUUUCCAGAUCAAGUCUGGGAAUGAGGGCCGAGAAUUCUACAUGCGGCAAACGGGCCCCAUCAGUGCCACCCUGGUGAUGACACGCCCCAUCAAAGGGCCGCGGGACAUACAGCUGGACUUGGAAAUGAUCACGGUCAACACGGUCAUCAACUUCAGAGGCAGCUCCGUGAUCCGACUGCGGAUAUAUGUGUCCCAGUACCCGUUCUGAGCCCCGGGCUGGGGUCUGUGACACUGCCUCUCAGCAGCACCCAGGGACAGGAGAAGAGAAGAAACGAGAGGGAGGGUGACGUGGGACAGAUGUUACGCUUUUCUUGCUGACCGCCUCCCGAGGAGUCGGCCCCGAAUGUCCUGACGCUGCCUGUCCCCUUGUAGACCCGUCGCUCUGAAGGACAUGCUUCCCCAGUUCUUACGACGCAGUUAUCGAAAAGUAUUAUCAGCGCCCUGACCUGAGAUCGACGGUGAUUUUUCAAGGCCUGUCAGUUUAUUUUCAUAUUUUUCGAAGGAAAUAGAUUAGCUUCGCUGGGGUCUGAGUCCGCGUUCAAAGACUGUGAACGGCUUCCUGUCACCUCUUCCACGCCUUCUUGCUGUCUGUCGCUGAUUGCUUCUUUGCCGAGGCCCGGAUUGCUCACGGGGACGCGGGGUGUAGCUAGCUGCUUCUUGUAUGCACAGAGAAGGCUGCGGAAAGAAACCACAGCAGGAUCUAAGGGUUUUCACAGAGUCUAUUUCAAAACCAUGUGUGGUAUUUUCAGCCACGAGAGAAGGUUUAGUUGUCCUUACAUUUGUAUAACUGUCUAAUCCUUUCUUGUGCAUUUUGAGUAUUUUUUUUUUUAAAUAAGUGGUAGAAUUCCUUAAGAAGGCCUUCAGACACAUGUUAUGUUCUGACUUCCCAAACCCAGUCUCCUCUCCAUUCUCUACCCCGGUGUUUUCUUCGAGGACCCCCUACUCAUGUUUUCUUUAGAAUUUUUACCCAACUGGGCUGGAAGGCAGAGGUCUCUAAACUGAUUAAAUAUUUGAAGAGA
Molecule: messenger RNA, 2610 nt
Organism: Prionailurus viverrinus (fishing cat)
Lineage: Eukaryota; Metazoa; Chordata; Mammalia; Carnivora; Felidae
Gene: FBLN5
Product: fibulin 5
Exons: 11
Coding region: 453-1799 (448 amino acids)
Molecular function (GO): calcium ion binding
Source: RefSeq, a predicted model, not a curated record